AUGGCGUCGAGACCGGUCAAAAUAAACGAGCUCCUUUAUUUUGUUAAUAAUAAUUUAAGUUUAAUAGAGGAAGAAUCAUUUAUUAAUAAUACUAGUGAAUUUUAUACUAGUGACGAUAUCGUUCUAACAAUUAAAACGUUAAAAUGUGAAAUAGACUCACUAAAGCUAGAUAAAAUGGAAAAAUUUCCCUCGCGCGGGAAUUCAAAACGUGAAAAACUUCUGGAAUGCUUGACUUUAUUCAGGUAUAUUAAAAAUAACAAUUUGUUGGAUAAAAUAGCAUUAUUUUGCAGUUCUGAUAUAAAUAAAAUACCAAACACGGAAAACUGGCUGAAAAUAAAUUUCUACUUCGUUAACAAACAAAUAAAAGAAAUGUUGUUCGCUCAACAAGCUGAAAUUAAUAAAAUGUUUUUGUCUUAUACUACCGAGUUGGAUAAUGUGAAAAAUAAACUUAACUCUCUUGUUGCAAACAAUGUUGGCAAAAAAGUAAACGUUGACUCAGUAAUCUCUAACAAUGUAAAUAACACGUUGCCACCAACUAACCAAAAUGCGCCAGGAAUUUUGUGGGCGGACGUCGUGUCAUCAUCCACUCUGGACGAAGCGGCACAACAAACGUCCACGUUUGAACGUCUCAUUGGAGGCCAAGCAACGGGGGAACCACUUCAAACAACAACAACGAAAACACGGCAAACAUCAAGACAGCUAAAAAACCAACAAAAGUUAUUGGCAAAAAAGUUAUUGAAGAUUGUAAAUUGA
Helobdella robusta is the source of this 753-nucleotide messenger RNA. RefSeq lists its product as hypothetical. Lineage: Eukaryota; Metazoa; Annelida; Clitellata; Rhynchobdellida; Glossiphoniidae. The transcript has a single exon. The record is from RefSeq and is a predicted model, not a curated record. The coding region runs from base 1 to 753 and encodes 250 amino acids.